Messenger RNA from Fusarium subglutinans, 1698 nucleotides. Its product is annotated as general alpha-glucoside permease. Gene Ontology annotation, biological process: transmembrane transport; carbohydrate transport. Gene Ontology annotation, molecular function: carbohydrate:proton symporter activity. The record is from RefSeq and is a predicted model, not a curated record. Gene Ontology annotation, cellular component: membrane. The transcript is spliced from 4 exons. Bases 1 to 1698 code for a protein of 565 amino acids. NCBI's taxonomy places the organism in Eukaryota, Fungi, Ascomycota, Sordariomycetes, Hypocreales, Nectriaceae.
AUGUUUCUGUCAAAUGCCAAUCCCAGCAAAGAUGAGGUCGUGCUCAUAUCUAUGACUUCCAAAGGAGUUGCUUCUCAUCACGAGUCAGGCGUCGGCGAAACUCCCUUGGCAGAUCUUGCGCCCCAGACCUCACAUGUUUACCACAACGCCCUUGACAGUCCAAUAUGGCUCCCCCGCCGAUCAACAAGCUCGGGUGGUGUCGGCGCACGCAUUCAUCGCGGCUUGGCAAGCGAGAAAGAGAUGACUCUUCUGAGCUGCUGCCGACACUUUCCCAAGGCGAUUAUAUGGUCUUUUCUUCUCUUCCUUACCGUUGUAAUGGAGGCGUACGAUAAGUCACUCAUCUCCGGCUUCCUUGCCUUUCCGUCCUUUAGACGUAGGUACGGAGAACCCAAGCUACCACUUGCUGGCUCCGCUGGGGAGCCAGACUAUGAGAUCUCGCCAAUGUGGCAAAUGGGGCUUCAAAAUGCUGCCGUCGGUUGCGAGAUCAUAGGCCUUCUUGCCCAUGGUUAUAUCUCAUAUGCGAUUGGAUACCGCAAGAUGAUGAUCGGCGCGCUUGUGUGGAUGUGUCUUGCAGUGUUCCCGGCUUUCUUCGCUAACAACAUCGCUCUGCUACUUGCCUCCCAAGCUCUCUGUGGCUUGUCGUGGGGUGUGAUUCAAACUUUGGCAGCGACCUAUGCUGCUGAAGUAGUACCCUCAGUCAUCCGUGCCGCCAUCCUCAGUAAUGUCAAUAUGUGUUGGCUGGUUGGCCAGCUCAUGGGCACCGGAAUACUGCGCGCGCUCAUCAACAAUACAUCAGACUGGUCGUAUCGCCUACCAUUUGCCCUGCAAUGGGCAUGGGCAGCCCCAUUGCUGUUCCUCAUCUACUUUGCCCCUGAAAGCCCUUGGUGGUUAAUCCGUCACGAGAGGCUAGCAGAAGCUCGACAUUCACUACAAAGACUCACGAGCAACAAGCACAUUGACAUUGAGGAUACAAUCGCGAUUAUGCAGCACAUUGAUUCGACAGAGAAGAAACUAGGAUACGGUGGCUCAAGCUUCCUAGAUCUAUUCAGAGGCUGUAACCGUCGCAGGACCGAAGUGUGCUGCCUUACCUGGUCUUGCCAAGCUCUAUGUGGUGCCACCUUGACGGGAUAUGCCCCAUACUUCCUAGAACAAGCAGGCUUCGAAUCCACCAAAUCAUUCACUCUAGCUACAGGAAUGUAUGGACUCGGCAUUCUAGGCGGCAUGAUAUCGUGGAUCUUACUAUCAACAAUUGGACGACGAAAGCUCUACCUAGCCGGCUUGGUGGCUGCGUUGCUUAUUCUCACCACAGGCGGCACCCUGUCAAUCGUCAUGGCCAACCACUCAUCGCUGAAUUGGGCGCUUGGGUCCCUGAUCAUCCUCAUGACAUUUACUUAUAAUAUGUCCAUCGGUCCGGCCUGCUAUGUCAUUGUGGCCGAGAUACCUUCAACAAGGCUUCGGGUCAAGACCAUUGCCCUCGCGAGGAUUGUUUAUAACAUAUUCACUAUUAUUAAUAACUUUGUCGCACCACAGCUUUUGAACCCGUCUGCAUGGGACCUAGGUGAUAUCCUUUUCGACAAGGGGGCUCCUACAGCCAAGUUCAAAGAACUACAAGAUAGACUUGCCAAUUCGGCGUAUAUCUCUAUGUCAAAGGCAGAACGGGUCAGGAAUGCCUGGCAUGGUUGGCUGGCUUAUUCCUAG